Molecule: messenger RNA, 1031 nt
Organism: Terrapene triunguis (Three-toed box turtle)
Lineage: Eukaryota; Metazoa; Chordata; Testudines; Emydidae
Product: E3 ubiquitin-protein ligase TRIM39-like
Exons: 4
Molecular function (GO): protein binding
Source: RefSeq, a predicted model, not a curated record
AGGAAAGUGAAGAACAAGAGAGAGACGAUUGCAGGUGAAUUUGAGAAACUGCACACGCUGCUGAGAGCGGAGGAGCAGCUGCUUCUGCAGAGCCUGGAGGAGGAGGAGAGGGCGACUCUGCAGAAGCUACAGGAAAAUGUCACCAAACUCUCCCGGCAAAGCUCCUCUCUGCAGCAGCUGAUCACAGAGGUUGAGGAGAAGUGUCAGCAACCAGUUGUCGAGCUGCUAAAGGAUGUGAAAAGCACAUUGAGCAGGAGUGAGAAUGUGAAACUCCAGGAACCAGAAGCCAUUUCUACUGACCUGAAGAAUGUGUAUAAAAUUUCCCUUGACAUGAAUGAAGUGCUGAAGAGAUUUGGAGUGGACGUGACUCUGGAUCCAGACACGGCAAAUCCCCAACUCGUCCUGUCUGAGGAUCAGAAACGUGUGAGACUCGGAGACAAACGCCAGGAUCUGCCCGACAAUCCUGAGAGAUUUGAUCCUUGUCCCUGUGUCCUGGGCGCUGAGGGGUUCGUGGGCGGGAGGCGAUACUGGGAGGUGGAGGUGGGAGACAAGACAAGAUGGACUCUGGGGGGUUGUAGGGAAUCUGUGAGCAGGAAGGGGAAGGUCACACUCUCACCUGAGGAUGGAUACUGGGCCGUGUGGCUGAGGGGUGGGGAAUACGAGGCCCUCACCUCACACCCGACCCCCCUCCCCGUGAGCGUCAGGCCCAGCCGGGUGGGGAUUUUCCUGGACUAUGAGGCGGGCGAGGUCUCGUUUUACAAUGUGACUGACAGGUCCCAUCUCUUCACUUUCACUGGCACCUUCUCCGGGACGCUCCGCCCUUAUUUCUAUACUGGGAGUACAAACGCGUCUCCCCUGAUAAUCUGCCCGGUCCCAGCUCAGGCCGGAGGGAAUCUCUGUCCCUGACAGUGACCCCGCGGCACAGACUGUCCCCUCCCAGCGCUGCUGCUCUUCCCGCCCCCAGUGGUGGGGGCCAGUUACUGCAGCAACUGGACUUUUUGUGCUGACCGGACGCUGCCAGUUUCCCUUUU